AUGGUUAUCAACUUGAGCCUGAGCUCUUCGCCUCCAGUGGGCAGCUCGGCUAUAGGCACGUCGCCUAUCAGAGGCACCCGUCGCAGUGACGAUACCGACGAGCUCGCCGACGAGACGAUUCCUUGCUCGCCGUUCCAGACACAAGCCACGCAGAUAGUCAACCGGACCUCACUUGCGUCCCCGUCAAAGCCGCAUUCCGAUCUGUCCUCCUCCCCUUCUUCGCGCUCGGUUAUCGAGGUCCCCGCUUCGUCGCCUUUUCAGCCGGACAAGACGUCUACCAUCUCGAGCUACUUCUCGCGUCUCGUGCCCCCGGGCUCGCGUUUCCAGCCGCCCCCAAAGUCACAGCCGACCCCGAGGUCGCUGAAAAGACCCUCGGAGGAACCCAUUAUUGUGGACUCUUCAGACGACGAGAACAACCGCAGUUCUCGUGAGAACAUCGCCCGGACUUCGUUCAAGAGACAUGUCACCAACUUCGAAUACAUCCCUGUGGACAAGCUGCAGAAGAAAAUUGAACAAGUCUCCCAGGCUCUCGGCAGUACAAUGCCGGUUCAAUUCUGCAAGGAGGCACUGACCGCAUGCCACAAUAACGUUGAGGAUGCAAUCAACUACUUGUUGGAGGCUCGUCAUCUGAAGCCCAAGGCCAACCCCCUACUGAGUUGUAAGAAACCAGCCAUCACCGUGGGAAAUGAAAGACCAGUGAGCCUGGAGCGAAAAAUCAGUCGAUAUGACGAGCCUAGUAAACCGAAACUGCUUGGCCGCCAUACCCCAAGCCUGCCAACCCCUUCACGAAGUACCACGCCCUCGCCAUCCAAGCCAAAGCGCCGGCGCUUGAUACAAGGUCGUCGCCCCGACCGAUCUCCUAUCGCAUCGCAACACAUCCAGGAAAUUGAACCGACGUUGGACGAGCUCGCGGACGAGAGGUUGGACGAGCCAAUCGUCAUCCCAGAUGACAAUGAAGACGAGGACUUUGAUAACGAGGAUGAAGUGAACGAGGCGGUGAAAGAGAGUUUGCAUGACAAGGCUCUUCAGGCUAUCAACAGCAGCUCCAUCGAGGAUCUGUCAGCCAUGACAAAUAUCAAACUGGACGAGCUCAGAGUCAUUGAGACUAAGAGACCCUUCGACACCAUCGACGAGGUUCAGGCCGUGACUGUCCUCAAGAAAUCAGGCGCGCGCGGCCGGAAGCCCAGGGUCGCGAUCGGAGAGACACUAGUUGACGCGAUCAUGGAGUUUACUCGCAGCGUCAACGCCAUUGACGAGGUUGUAGCCGAUUGCGAGAAGAAGGCGAACAAGGUCAAGCAAGAGAUCAGCCUCUGGGAUCUCGACGUCAAGGGGCAGAAACGGAGCUCCCAGAGUUCCCAGGCCAAGAAUGAUAUGCCCCUGACGCCGACAAGCUUCCAGGGCCAGAAGCUUUCGGAGCCCCCGAUUCCAUGCCAACCGAAAAUGAUGGAGGGCCACUGCACUAUGCGUCCCUUUCAGGUGUUUGGUCUGAACUGGAUGUCCCUUCUAUACAACAGUGGUUACGGAUGCAUUCUGGCCGAUGAAAUGGGUCUGGGCAAAACUUGUCAGGUCAUCUCUUUGAUCUGUCAUCUCGUGGAGAAUUACGAAGAGACUGGACGGGGCGACCGACCCUGGCCCAAUCUCGUCGUUGUGCCGCCAUCAACCUUUUCCAACUGGAUGGUUGAGUUCCAGCGCUUUGCCCCUGGUCUUUCGGUUCUUGCCUACCAAGGUCCCCAAGCCGAGCGCAGGGACAUUGCAUACGAAAUGCUUGACAACCCCGGCGACUACCACGUUGUCUUGACGACGUACACGCAAGUUGGUUCCGAGGAUGAUCUGGAGGCUCUCCGAGAGCUUCAGCCCGCUGCUGCAAUCUUUGACGAAGGUCACAAAAUGAAGAACCCCAAAACGAAGAUCUACAAAGACCUCAUCAGAAUCAAAGCUCGUUGGAGGAUGCUACUCACCGGCACUCCUGUCCAGAACAACUUGAUGGAGAUGCUCUCUCUUUUGAAUUUUAUCGACCCGAAGCAGUUCAGUGGCCGGAUGGAUCAACUCCAGUACAUGUUCAGUCAAAAGGUUACUAUUCGUGACGUCAACAACGGUGCCUUCCUAUACGGAGAACGUGUCAGCCGAGCCAGGACCAUUCUUGAGCCUUUUAUCUUGCAACGCCGCAAGCAGCAGGUGCUGUCCGACAUGCCAUCCAAGACCUGCAACGUGGCAUAUUGCGACCUGGCGCCGGUGCAGAAAGAGCUGUACGAGGAGUACGAGCGUCUCUUCAAGGCCGGUCCGGCCAAGAAGACAAAUACCGGACGCCAGAGCGACCAGAACAACAGCUGGAUGCAACUUCGAAAGGCUGCCAUUCACCCCCAACUCUUCCGGCGAUAUUUUGACAACAAGAAGGUUGAACAGAUGGCCAAGAUACUGAUGAGAGAUGUGCCUCAAUCGGAGCUGCAACAGCCGCGGCUCGACCACUUGAUUGGGGAGCUGAAGAAUUCAUCUGACUUUGAAUUACACCUCUGGUGUCGCGACUAUGCCUGCAUCAGGCACCUUGAUGUACCUGAAGGUUCUUGGAUGGAUAGCGGCAAAGUCACUAAGCUGCUCCAACUCAUUCAUCAAUACCGUGACAACGGCGAUCGCGUUUUGGUUUUCAGCAAAUUUGCAAAGGUCAUCGAGAUCCUUCGCGAGGUCCUCCAUACCGAUGGGAUCAAACACUGUGUUCUGUACGGCCAAACUAGCGUUGGAGAGCGUCAGGACCUGAUUGACGACUUCAACAAGGACAUCGAUAUCACUGCUUUCCUGCUCACGACCGGUGCCGGCGGUACCGGCAUCAACUUGACGUCAGCAAACAAGAUCAUCAUCUUCGACCAGUCCGACAAUCCGCAAGACGACAUCCAAGCCGAGAACCGCGCUCAUCGUCUGGGUCAGACCCGUGACGUCGAGGUCAUCCGUCUUUUGACGGCUCACACCAUCGAAGAGCUCAUCUACAAGGCAUGUCAGAAGAAAAUUGAGCUCGCUGAAAAGGUCACCGGCGCAGUGGAAGACGUGGAAGACAAGAACGCAGAGGAAAACUUGGAGAAGGAGGUUCGGAAGAUGAUGGCGGAUCAGAUGACGCCCUCAUGA
Colletotrichum graminicola M1.001 is the source of this 3114-nucleotide messenger RNA. RefSeq names its product SNF2 family domain-containing protein. Gene Ontology annotation, molecular function: ATP binding; chromatin binding; ATP-dependent chromatin remodeler activity. The record is from RefSeq and is a predicted model, not a curated record. Gene Ontology annotation, cellular component: nucleus. NCBI's taxonomy places the organism in Eukaryota, Fungi, Ascomycota, Sordariomycetes, Glomerellales, Glomerellaceae. The coding region runs from base 1 to 3114 and encodes 1037 amino acids. The transcript has a single exon.